CAGGUUGUCACUUUUCUGUGACUGAUGCUGACUAUCUUCUAACUUGAGCCUCUUUUCUCAUACCCAUAAACGAUCUCUGGCUUCCAACACUUCUACGUUUUAUUGUGAACCUCUGCUUCUGCACUUGGACAGGAACACUGAAUAUAGCUAUAUGCAACUUUUACUGUGCACGUGCAUGAAGUCUGUGUUAGUGUAUACACUGAAAUCGGUCUAAAAACCCGUGAUCUAGCACCGAUCUUCUUCCCGACUUCUAACAUAUUCACCUUCAGUUCAACCAGACGAUGUGUUGUACGGGCAAUUCCGUCCCGGUUGGGUACAAGUGGCUGCGACGUUUCGUUUUCCGGAACCAUUAUACCAGAAGCUCGCUUUACAUUUUGUUUCUCACUUUUCUAUGCUAUUCACUCUACCAUGCGUCGAGGAAACCGAUCAGCGUGGUCAAAGGUGUACUACACAAUUCGAUGUUUCCAAUUUCACCUAACAAUCCUACUUUGGUCCAAGGGUGGAUCCCUUUCGAUCAAGAAAAUUGGAGCCAAUUGGUUGGUGAGCUGGAGUAUGCUUACCUGUUCACUUACGCCUUGGCCAUGAUUGGCAGUGGCUACGUUGCCGAACGUAUGAAUAUUCGCUACUUCCUCACACUCGGGAUGUUUUUGAGUGGCAUAUGUAAUAUAGCUUUCGGUGCUGCUCAGUAUUUUGAGAUUCAUCAAUAUCAUUACUUUUUGUUUAUCCAGUUACUUUCAGGCGUUGUCCAAGCAACGGGAUGGCCAGCUGUUGUUACACUAAUGGGCAAUUGGUGGGGCAAAAAGAGGCGUGGCUUCAUAAUGGGUGUCUGGAAUGCGCACACAAGUGUCGGAAAUAUUGUGGGUUCACUUAUAGCCGGCCACUACGUCGAAUCCGAUUGGGGUGCCUCUUUCAUCGUUCCUGGUCUACUUCUCAUGACGGCGUCUGCUCUGGUAUUUCUGACUUUGGUCGAUCGCCCGGAAACAGUACAGCUCCAUCGUCUUCGUACGUGCGAGUCGCCGCGCGGUAACCCGGAUAGUGCAUCUGCACUGCAUCCACCCGAACCGUCUUCACUCACAUUCAAUGAAUCAGAAAGCAUGGACAUCCUUUCUCCCCCAGUCCAGUACAAUAAGCGAGCCGUCACUUUCUCUGAGGCCCUUCUGUUACCGAACGUGUUGGCCUUUUCUCUCCUGCUCUUCUUCACCAAACUUGUAUCAUACACGUUCCUCUAUUGGUUGCCAAAUUAUCUCGCCGCUGUUGUUGGUGAUGGUUCGCCGCUGACCGCCGAAAGAGCUGCUCAGUUGUCCGUGGUCUUCGAUGUUGGAGGUAUUCUCGGUGGAAUACUAGCUGGACUCUUAAGUGACUCACAAGAUCGCGACGCAUAUGCCAUUACCAGCCGCCGCGCAGUAACAUGCUGCAUCAUGUUGGCCGCCGCCGUGCCUUCAAUGCUACUCUACCAGACCGUGUCGUUCUCAGUUGGCGUUCUUUCCGUAGUUUUGCUCUUCUGUUGUGGCCUUUUUGUGAACGGUCCAUACGCGCUGAUCACCACUGCGGUAUCUGCGGAUUUGGGGACACAACGAGUUCUCCAUGAUCGUGCCCGGGCCUUGGCAACAGUAACAUCCAUCAUUGAUGGUGCCGGAUCGUUUGGUGCAGCCUUCGGUCCGUUUCUCACUGGUAUUCUGGUACCUUAUGGCUGGUCUGCCGUAUUCCACCUACUGCUUUUCUCCGACCUCAUUGCCCUAUGUAUCGCUGUGUGCAUUUACUGUCGGACACGCAGAUCAUAUGCAUGUUGAGGAGGCGGCAGCUCACGCGUGUAACAGCGCGUGAUAUUUUGAUUCUCCCAUUUCCUCUUUGCCGUGCAUUGUCUUUUUACUUCGCUUUUAUCCUCCAUGUGCAUACCACUACUUCGAAAUGUGCAAACAACUUGUGAUAUUUCUGUUUUCGCACAACAUCUGUGACGGAUUUAGUUUUUCCAAACCUUUUCUUUUUGAAGCUUUUUUAUUGGGGUUUGCUCAGUCUACUGACUAAUGUGGUCUUUGUUGAUUUUGUUACGCAUUUUUUGUUUUAACUCGCGGUUUCCAUAUGAUCCUGGAUCCAUUUUGAUGAUGGUCUUGGUUAGUUUGACUACUGCGGUCGUGUCCGAAGUAGACAUUCUCUCCGUCCCUUCCCUUCGCUGCCAGUUUUUACACGAUCUCCAUGGCGACGAACCUAGCCUCCUGAUUUCUGCUGUCCGCGAAGCCACACAGUCUAUUUGUCAUGGCAUUAUUCGACAACCAUUGCGUCCGGUGUUCAUAAAACCAAGCUCUGUCUAUGACUGGUGGAUAUCACUCGCAUCUUGCCUGCUGAUGUAUCCGUUUGGUUUCACAGCAUUUGGUACAUUUUCUCGACAGUCUGGUUUUCAUAAUUUACGUCCUAGUAGAAUACACAGUUUAUGUUCGCC
Messenger RNA from Dicrocoelium dendriticum, 2437 nucleotides. Lineage: Eukaryota; Metazoa; Platyhelminthes; Trematoda; Plagiorchiida; Dicrocoeliidae. The record is from the annotation of a GenBank genome assembly.